Paramuricea clavata is the source of this 2586-nucleotide messenger RNA. The record is from the annotation of a GenBank genome assembly. NCBI's taxonomy places the organism in Eukaryota, Metazoa, Cnidaria, Anthozoa, Malacalcyonacea, Plexauridae.
GCUAAACCAUUAUACGACCUUGUUACACAAGCAGCAAUAACAGACCCGUGCCAUGAUCAAGAGAAAGGUAACAAAAACACCAGAAAGAAAGGUCAAGUGCCAUCGUCAUUCAAAAUCGCGUGGACUGAGAUACAUCAGACUGUGUUAGAGAAACUCAUUGAUCAUCUGAUAACACCUCCGGUUAUGGCAUAUCCAGAUUAUCAAAAACCCUACAUCGUGCACACUGAUGCCUCGAAAGACGGUCUAGGUGCUGUCUUAUACCAGGAACAGGAAGAGACAAUGCGAGUCAUUGCGUACGCCUCUCGGAGUCUGACGAAUGCAGAAAAGAACUAUCACCUCCACGCAGGAAAAUUAGAAUUUCUGGCACUCAAAUGGGCAAUCACCGACCACUUCCGUGAUUAUUUAUAUUACGCGCCUGAAUUUACGGUUUAUACCGAUAACAAUCCAUUAACAUACGUUUUAACAUCUGCACGACUUAAUGCCACAGGCUUAAGAUGGAUUGGAGAACUGGCCGACUUUAAGUUCAACAUCCGUUAUCGUCCAGGAAAACUCAAUGGAGACGCCGAUGCAUUGUCCAGAAUGCCUAUGAAUAUUGACGAUUAUAUGAAAACAUGCAGUGAAGAGGUUAAUCGCGACGCUUUCCAAGCGACUGUUUGUGGAGCAAAAGUACAGGUCGAACAGUUUCAAACACCUUUGCUCUUUCCUCCUGAGAUUACUCGAGCGGAUGUUAGUUUAAACCAAGCAUCUAUAAAUUUGAAGACAGCACAGAAUGACGACGCAGAUAUUGACCGCGUCAUAACACUUAAAAUAGCGAACACGUAUUUGUCUCCUCAUGAAAGAAAGCAGGAAAGCCACACUGUACAGCAGCUGUUAAGAGAAUGGAAUAAGUUAAAAGUGGGGACUGAUGGAGUUCUGUACCGACUAGCAGGAACAGUCCGUCAAGUUGUACUACCUGGACGUCUACGUCAACAAGUUUAUAAAGAGUUGCAUGAAGAAAUGGGUCAUUUGGGUUCUGAACGCGUCAUUGACUUGGCUCGAGAACGAUUUUUUUGGCCUCACAUGAAACAAGAUAUAACUCACUACGUCACGAAAGUUUGUCAUUGCUUAAAGAGUCGGAAACCCGUAAGAAACCAACGUGAACCAUUACAUCCAAUCGUAACCACCGCACCCUUCCAAAUGGUCUCUAUCGACUACCUUCACCUCGAAACAAGCGUAGGAGGCUAUCAAUACAUCCUGGUUGUUAUGGACCACUUUACGAGGUAUGCUCAAGCUUACGCGACUCGUGACAAAUCAGCCAAGACCGCUGCAGACAAACUCUAUAACGACUUUAUCUUGCGCUAUGGCUUCCCUGAGAGGAUACACCACGACCAAGGUGCUGAGUUCGAGAAUAAACUUUUCUUUAACCUGGAAAAAGUAAGCGGAAUUAAACACUCUCGGACAACCCCUUAUCACCCCGAAGGUAAUGGGCAAGUUGAACGAUUUAAUAGAACGCUCUUGUCAAUGCUUCGGUCCUUGCCAGAAAAAUACAAAAGUCGUUGGCGUGAUCAUCUCCAGAAAGUCGUACAUGCAUUCAAUUGUACCAGAAAUGACGCGACAGGAUACUCCCCAUUCCUCCUACUCUUUGGCAGACCCCCGCGAUUGCCAAUUGACCUUAUGUAUGGUCUGAAACCCCCACCUGGCCAUAGCACUUAUCCUGAAUAUGUCAAGAAAUGGCGAGAAUCGAUGUCCGAAGCAUACCAACUUGCAUCUGAAAAGGCAGAAAAGAACGCUACGAGUGGGAAAGUGCAAUAUGACAAGAAAGCUAAGAGUACGAGUCUACAACCCGGUGAUCGUGUGUUAAUACGAAAUGUGAAAGAAAGGGGUGGUCCCGGCAAGUUACGGUCGUAUUGGGAAGACAAAGUUUACAAAAUCGUGCGUCAGAAAUCAAAUGAGAUUCCCGUGUAUGAAGUCAUUCCUGAGAGUGGCGGGGAGAAGACAAGAGUACUGCAUAGGAACAUGCUAUUUCCAUGUACGUAUCUUCCUGUGGAGAAUCCUAUUGUGAAACCAGCUCAGUUAAAAAAGAAAAAGAAGAGUGAGAAGGAGAAACAGGUCACACAAGAUUAUCUGACAGAUAGUGAAGACGAGUUCGAGAUUGCUACGUUUGCACCUGAAUUAACGCGGACAGACCCAGAGGAUGAAUUCGUGCCAGUGUCGGUUGAAAAUGAAGCCCAGCAGAGUGUUGAGGAAGCUGUACAAGAAGGUGCCACACCAGAAGAACCAGCUCAAGAGAGUCAAGCGGCGACUGGUACCACGGUAGCAGCGGAGGCUGAGACACAAGUUGAUUCACACCCAGUUAGUUCACAACGAGUACGACGACCACCAACCAGACUGGGAUAUGGCAAUUUGGGCCAACCAACGGAACAUUGGACCAGUAUUAACGCGGUCCAUGCACCUGCCACAAACAACAUGUAUCUACACCAAUACCCUGUGCUCCCGACACCUCCAAUACCGUUCUUUCCCCCAAUACUUCCUAUGUCAUUACCUGUAUUUCCAUUAUAUUGGUCAAGUUGGCAAGGACCAAUUAUGCCAUCAAACAUAUGGUGUUAG